AUGGAAGAGCCUGAAGUUGAAGAUGAUACCAACUCCAACGCAGAUGAAGAUGUUGAAUCAAUGGUAAUAGAUAAAGAGUGUUGGGAACAUGAGGUGGGCGAUGAGGAUGUUUCAAUGAAAAGGGCAACAACAACUAUUCAGAAGAAAGACAGGUUUUUGAACAAACUUUGCCCAAAUGUUGAAGAGGAAGAAGAUUCUAAUAUUAAGCAACUACCACCUGUAUACCAUGUGCAAAAUUCUGAGCAACAAUGGGAUGAAAUGGCUCCCAUGUUAAGUAUGAAAUUCACUAAUCCUACCGAACUUAAACAAUGUCUUACCAACUAUUUUGUUAAGCAUGGUUAUGAUUUGUGGUAUGAAAAGAAUGAUAAAAACAAGCUUCUUGUGAAGUGUUGCAAAGAUAAAGAACCUACAUGCCCUUUUCGGUUGUGGGCUUCUUGGAUGCAAGAGGAAAGGACUUUUCAGAUUAAGUCACUUAAAUCAAGUCAUAACUGUGUUAGAGAUUUUAAAAUAGGCUUAGUGACUUACAAGUGGAUAGGGAAACAAUAUUUCAAUGUACUUCUGGAAAACCCCAGGUUUAGUUUGAGGAAAAUCAAAGCUCAAAUCUCAAGCACAUAUAACAUCAUAGUUAGCAUUAGACAAUGUAGAAAUGAAAAAAAGUUUGCAUUGUCUGAGAUAGAAGGCACUCUAAAAGAGCAUUAUAGUAGGUUGUGGGACUAUGGCAUAGAAAUCAAAAGAGCUAAUCUAGGAUCAACCAUGAAUAUGGAAGUUGACCAUACCCUUGAUGGAAAUCUAGUGUUUAAACGGUUGUAUGUAUGCUUUAAAGGUGUAAGAGAUGGUUGGGUAGAAGUGUGUCGACAAAUCAUUGGGAUUGAUGGAUGCUUUCUCAAAGGAAUUUGCAAGGGUGAACUCUUAGUUGUCGUGGGUAGGGAUGCCAAUAACAGCAUGUCCCCCCUAGCUUGGGAUGUUGUAACUAUUGAGAACAAAGAAACAUGGCAAUGGUUUCUUGAUCUACUCAUGGAUGAUAUUGAUAGAGGCAAUGGAAAUGAGCUUACUCUUAUAUCAGAUGGACACAAGGGUUUAAUUAAAGCUAUCAAGGAAAGGGUUCCUCAUGUUGAGCACAGAUUAUUUGCUAGGCACAUACUAGCCAACUUCAACACAAGGUUCAAAGGUGAACAUUUUAUCAAGCCAUUUUGGAGAGCUGUGAAGGCUACUACAAAAUAGAGACAUGAAGCUGCUAUGCAAGAUAUCAAGGAAUUAGAUAGGGGGUAGUUGAUUAUCUCAUGGAGAGGGACCCUAAAUGUUAUUGCAG
This is a messenger RNA of Lactuca saligna, 1309 nucleotides long. The record is from the annotation of a GenBank genome assembly. NCBI's taxonomy places the organism in Eukaryota, Viridiplantae, Streptophyta, Magnoliopsida, Asterales, Asteraceae.